Messenger RNA from Fusarium keratoplasticum, 822 nucleotides. RefSeq lists its product as uncharacterized. The record is from RefSeq and is a predicted model, not a curated record. The transcript has a single exon. NCBI's taxonomy places the organism in Eukaryota, Fungi, Ascomycota, Sordariomycetes, Hypocreales, Nectriaceae. Bases 1 to 822 code for a protein of 273 amino acids.
AUGGCAGAGCGUCUCAGAAGCAUCAGGAAACGGGCAUCUCGUCUCUUUCAUAGAGACCAUGCACCAAAUCUGUCAGAGGGAGCAAUUCCUCCAAACAAUGAGAGCACCGCGGUUGCCUCUGUGAAGCCUCGCCAUCGGAAAUCAUUGAGUCUUUUGAGCAGAAAAUCCAAGUCUGAUCAGACGGAACCACCUCCACGCGAUGACUUCCUAGCUCAUCCAGCCGUCCACCCUCUGGCUGCUGAUCCAGCUCCACGGACUCCCAGGCUGGAAAGGCCAAAUCCCGGUUUGGACUUUGCACCACCUAUCGAGAACCGAUCUCAUCGCAGCUCCAAGGCUAGCGAUGCUUCACCCAAUCUAGCAGUGCAGCAGACCGAUCGAGAGAGGAGGCUUAGUCACUCGGCAGACCCAGAAGAUCUCCAUGACCGACUAUCGCGGCUAGCAAUAACUCAAGAGACGGAUCCUCCAACUACAAAGCGUUUGCUCCAGGAUUCCGACAUGACCCAAGAAGCGCAGUACGAGCUUGUAAAUGACCAGGUUCUUGCAGCCACCAACGGCGAAGCAGGUUUCCGUCUGCAAAACACGGUCGACAUUGACCAUACAGUCCAUCCACGAACCCCAGUCGUCCACGAACAGAUCAAGCCUCAUGUUCACACCAUUUACGAGCCAAAGCGCACACGCUCCAUCCAUCACCACGAGCACAGGACAUAUAUCCAACCAAUCGCUGACCCGGAUCCCACGAUCCUGCCUGAGCAGCACUGGCUCCAAACUGAGACCGGCGAAAUGUACAGGAUCCCAGAUGAACUUGGAAGGAAGCUGAUGUAA